ACACACAGCACAAAUCACAAAAACAGAGAGAUUCAAAAUCUAGAAGAGAGAGCAUAAUCAGCAUCGUUUCAGAAAGUGAAAAAGAAGAAGAAACAAUAAUCGAAGAAGUUGAAAAUGACGGAAGCGUGGAUAAGGAAGAAGCCAGGAAUGGCCAGCGUUAAGGACAUGCCUCUUCUCCAAGACGGUCCACCUCCCGGCGGUUUCGCUCCAGUCCGGUUCGCUCGUCGUAUCCCUAACACCGGUCCAAGUGCUCUUGCGAUCUUUCUCACUACCUUUGGUGCUUUCUCUUGGGGCAUGUAUCAGGUUGGACAGGGUAACAAGAUCCGAAGGGCACUGAAGGAAGAGAAAUAUGCUGCCCGGCGAGCAAUACUGCCUGUGCUACAGGCUGAAGAAGAUGAGAGAUUUGUUAAAGAGUGGCAUAAAUAUCUUGAGUAUGAGGCAGACGUCAUGAAGGACGUCCCUGGUUGGAAGGUUGGUGAAAGUGUCUAUAACUCUGGGAGAUGGGUUCCCCCAUCAAGCGGUGAGUUGCGUCCUGAUGUCUGGUGAUGCUAUUUAAGUCAUCACUAUCAAGAAUUGGUCUGCUUCCUGCAUGAUGUUACAUUGUGAUACUUUCAUCCAGUAUCUCUGAAAUAAAGUUGUAUGCGAACAUUUGUAAUUGUGUUGCCGAAUUCUUAAACAGGAAUGUUUUUUCAAAUUUGUAUUUCAUGUUGGCUAUUACUCCUCUAAUGUAAAUCAAAAGAUGUAUGCACAUCCUUGGCAUAAUACAUUGAAUUUCUAGCGGUUUUUCACUCCCUGUUGAUGAUGAGUGAUUUGGAAAA
Molecule: messenger RNA, 818 nt
Organism: Trifolium pratense (red clover)
Lineage: Eukaryota; Viridiplantae; Streptophyta; Magnoliopsida; Fabales; Fabaceae
Product: NADH dehydrogenase [ubiquinone] 1 alpha subcomplex subunit 13-B
Exons: 3
Coding region: 115-546 (143 amino acids)
Source: RefSeq, a predicted model, not a curated record